CGACGGGUUUGAUAGGUUGAAGAGAACAACAAGCAGACAUGACCAAAGGCAAACCGUUUAGCGGCAAGCUCAAGAAGCAACAGCUCCAAGCGAAACGGGAGAAGAAGGCGCAAAAGGAGCUGCAUGCAGAAGCCAAGUACAACGCCGAGCGCGACGCGCUUGCGGGCCUCGCGUCAUCCGCGCCGCCACAACCCGUCGGGCCUCCACCGAUCGAAUACAUGUCGACAGACGUGGGUUUUUCAGGGGAUUUGCGGACGAUCUUUGCAAAGGAGCCGCAGGCGGCGAUUGACGCGCGCAAGAAGGACGCCACGCGCGCGUUGGCGGACGACCGCGGCAACUCGCAGUCGAUUUAUGCAUAUGGACUGACAGACGUGCGGAACCAGCCUCCGAUUCCCCUCCGACCCCAUUGGUCCAAGCACACGAGUCCGGACGAGUUGGCGAUGGCCGAAGAAGACGCGUUCCGCGAGUGGCUUCUGCAGUUGCAUCAGACGUGCGUCGAGCGGCGCCAACAAGCCGCCCCUACCGCCCCCUCUAUAUGCAGCAUUCCAGACAGCGGCGUGAACGCAUGGGAGAUCAACUCGUACGAGCGAAACCUGCAAGUGUGGCGGCAACUGUGGCGCGUGAUUGAGAAGGCCAACGUGCUCGUACACCUCGCCGACUCGCGCUGUCCGCUGCUGCAUCUCAGCCACCGACUGAUUCAGCACAUUCAGGACGACCAUCCGACCAAGCGCGUGCUAAUCUUGCUCACUAAGUGCGACUUUGUGGCGCCAGAACGCGUGGACCUGUGGGUCAAGUACAUCCGAGACCUGUACAACGUGCCCGUGCUCACGUACAGCCGGGAUCGGGUGGACGAGAGCAACACCGUUUUGUUGACUACGAUCGGACGGCUGAGUGAAGAUACGAGCUACAAGAAAGGAAGAGACGAAGACUUGAACGCGGGCACGCUCAUGGUCGGCCUCGUGGGGGAGCCAAACGUGGGCAAAAGCUCGUUUCUGAACGGCAUGUUUGGCAAGAAACUCGUGUCCGUGUCGGCCACCCCCGGCCACACGAAGCACUUCCAGACGCACUUUUUCGAUCGGCCAGAGAUGUUAGGACGAGACGACAUUUCAAAAGUGUGCUUUUGCGACUGCCCCGGCGUGGUGUUUCCGCGCUUUGGGAUUCCCCUGGCGUUGCAGAUCUUGUUUGGGAGCUACCCGAUCGCACAAACGCGGGAACCGUACUCGGCCAUCCGAUUCAUUGCCGAGAAUGCCACGCCCACGCUUCAGCAUGUCUACAAGCUGCGCAAGGUCGACGAAGAUGAUGGUAAUGGAGACGAUGAACAUGAUGGAGGCGAUGAAUAUGAUGGAUUGAUGUAGACUGGUCGCCAUUCACCGUGUCGGAAGCGUAUGCGGCCCAGCGAGGGUUCCACUCCAAGGGCGGCAAGUUGGACGUGUUUCGCGCCGCCAACUUGUUGCUGCGAGACACGCUGAAUGGGAAGAAGGUGAUUUUGAGCUUUCCGCCGCCGCUGGAAGGUGCCGCGACGGUGGUGGGCAAAGGAGACGAGGAGCAUGCUGACAAGGCGGAAGGGGGGGCGGUCAUGACGACAGAUCAAGUGGCGGCACUGCUAGGAGACAUGGACAUGCAGCAGGUUCUCAUGCGUCGUGAUGGCGACGUUAAGGGUGGAGGAAGAAAUCUCUUCGAUUGCAAUGCCUCAAUGCACGUCGCAACACGUACCAUCGCCGCGUCUCCAGGAAUAGCGCAGUUGCACGCUAAUCCAUCAACUUUGUACUGGGAUCAUUACCAGUGAACAAUGACGCACUCAUGCGAUACGGGUACGGUAUGGUUAUCCCCGAAGUCUAUGUCGAGUUAAGCUUGACAGCAUUGGGCCCCUUCAUGCGUUGAAGGGCGAAGCCGCCCUGCCGCCAUCCUGUUGCGUAUCCUGCGUAUCCUUUGCACGAAGCUCGAAAUCGUAUGAUACAGUAUGAUUGGCU
Molecule: messenger RNA, 1970 nt
Organism: Aphanomyces astaci
Lineage: Eukaryota; Oomycota; Saprolegniomycetes; Saprolegniales; Verrucalvaceae
Exons: 5
Coding region: 39-1355 (438 amino acids)
Molecular function (GO): GTPase activity; GTP binding
Source: RefSeq, a predicted model, not a curated record